Molecule: messenger RNA, 1178 nt
Organism: Linum tenue
Lineage: Eukaryota; Viridiplantae; Streptophyta; Magnoliopsida; Malpighiales; Linaceae
Source: the annotation of a GenBank genome assembly
CUCCAUACAUCUCUUCAAUUUGCAACAGUUUCGACAUAAAUCUGCAAGAUUGUGCCCUCGAUCUGCCGUCAAUUUUAAUUUUUUUUUCCUUCCCUUCAGAUCCAGAUAGCAGUUCAGAAUUAUGAAGGUCGGUGUUCUUUACUCUCUAGCUACUCUUCAUAUUUCCACUCUUUCUUAGGCUUGAAUAUUCCCUUUUCAAAAGCUGGCUGAUUGCUAAAGCAAAUCCAUGGCUGUGAUCAAUUUAUGGGUUUCCUUUCAGUUUUUUUUUACUUUCUUUUUAACACGAUCUCGACUCUCUUUCAGAAAUUAGUGUUGAAAUUGGAUAUGCACGAUGACAAGGACAAGCAGAAGGCCAUGAAGAUCGUCUCUAGCCUUUCAGGGGUGGACUCAAUCGUGACAGACAUGAAGGAGAGAAAACUGACGGUGACAGGGGACAUUGACCCGGUCAACGUGGUGAGCAAGCUGAGGAAGUCGUUCCGCCGGACGGAGAUCGUCACCGUGGGGCCGGCGACGGAGCCGAAACCACCGGAGAAGAAGCCGCAGGGAGAAGGCGGCGGCGGGGGAGGCGGGCAGCAGAAGAAAGACGACCAGGGUAAGGGCAAGGGCGACAAUCAGCAACAACAGCAGCCGAAGAAAGAUGCUGCCGAUCAGGGGAAGAAGAAAGAUGGGCCGCCGUCCGGCGGCGGGAAUUCCAAAGAGGCCCCGCCGCCGCCGCCGGCGGUCAGGGAGAUUCCGUACGGGAUGGUGAAUUAUCAUGCCUACAGAAACGAAUACUACCCUCCGCCGCCGAUGACCACUUAUUACUACGCCCGGCCGCCGCCGCCGAGUGCGGAGGAAGACCCCAACUCUUGCGUCAUCUCGUGACGUCGUUUCACCGGCGGGGGAAGAGAGUUUUCCCGGCGAGUUUUAGCUUACAUGAAGAAUCGUUUUAAAGAUAAAUGUCUAGUGCUUGUACAGAAUGUCAGGCUUGGGUUGUGACUUGUGAGACUGUGAGAGCUUUGUUCUGUUCUUGAUGCUAGCUGGAUUUUUUGGCCAGCUUAAUAGUUGUUGCUAGGACCUUUUUUUAAUAGUAUUUUGAUGGUUGUGAUGUAAUUUACAUGAGACUGAAUAAUGCAUUGGAGGUCUAUGUAAUGAUUUAGGGCUCUAAUUUUUCUAAUCAAUGCGAGAGAUUUGUAGGA